Molecule: messenger RNA, 1958 nt
Organism: Sciurus carolinensis (gray squirrel)
Lineage: Eukaryota; Metazoa; Chordata; Mammalia; Rodentia; Sciuridae
Gene: Gp6
Product: glycoprotein VI platelet
Exons: 7
Coding region: 467-1570 (367 amino acids)
Source: RefSeq, a predicted model, not a curated record
CUUUACCACUGAACUCGGCUGCUGGUGCUAGGAUUCAUCUGCCACCGGCUGGGGACUGUGGGCCAGGCCCUGCCUCAGCGGCCAAACACUGGAGACCAGCCCUGGCACCCCGGGGCUGGGCGCCUCUGCCCAGGAGUCAGCGCCCAGCGUCCCAGGCGGGGAGCAGUGCGCAGCCAUUUGCAAAAGCCACACUGGGAGGAAGAGCUGGAGCAGUCCCCGCGCCGCCGAGGGCCGGGAGGGGGCGCGUGGGGCGGAGGAGUCCCUCUUUGACUUAAAGGUUUUAAUUUUGGAACAAGGCAGAAUUUCCCACGAACGACAUUCAGUACAUUCACGGUGUCGCAGACCGGCCGCUGCCUGUCACCACCAGAAGGAAACCCCAGGCCCCAAGUGGUCGCCCCGCCCUCCACCGGGUCCUGCCAACAGGGACCGCUUGUCUGGUGGAUUUGCCUGUUCUGGACACUGGGCAAUGCCAUCACCCAGCGCGUGGCCUUCUGUGGCUCUCUCCCGUAAUCGCGUGCGUGGGUGGUUUGGAAAACCUGAAAUAGUUAUGACAGAGGACAGCGAGUGGGCGUCCCCCCCAGGGGUCCUAGCGCCGCGUUUUCCUCUUUCCCCAGGGCUGUGUCUGGGGCGGCGGGCGGUCGCAGAGCAGAGCGACCCACUCCCCAAGCCCUCCCUCCGGGCUCUGCCCAGCUCCCUGGUGCCCCUGGAGAGGUCGGUGACCAUCCGGUGCCAGGGGCCUCCGGGCGUGGACCUGUACCGCCUGGAGAAACUGGGGUCCAAGAAGUACGAGGAUCAGGACUUCCUCUUCAUUCCGGCCAUGAAAACGAAUCACGCCGGGCGCUACCGCUGCUCCUACCAGAACGGGUCCCAGUGGUCGCUGCCCAGUGAGCAGUUGGAACUGGUCGCUACUGGGGUGUACAGCAAGCCCUCGCUCACGGCGCAUCCCAGUCCAGUGGUGCCCCCUGGAGGGGACGUGACCCUGCAAUGUCAGACCCAAUAUGGCUUUGACCAGUUUGCGCUGUAUAAGGAGGGGGACACUGGGCCCUCCAAGAGACCCGAGAAGUGGUACCUUGCAGAUUUCCCCAUGGUCACCGUGACGGCUGCCCACAGCGGGACCUACCGGUGCUACAGCUUUUCCAGUGCCUCCCCGUACCUAUGGUCAGCCCCCAGCAACCCCCUGGUGCUCACCGUCACAGGCCCCUUGGCGACCCCCAGCCAGCCAGCCACAGAGGCAGCCUCCUCCGUGACAGAAUUCCCAGAAGCCUCCAGGAGACUGAUCAUCUCACCCAGGAACAAAGUCUCUACAACUGCAACGUCCAGGACCCUCACCGUCUCUCCAGAGGGGUCGAGCACUCCAGUUGGUCUGGCCCCCCGGCACUACGGCAGGGGGGUCCUGGUCCGGCUCUGCCUGGGUGCUGCCCUUCUCCUUCUGCUGGUGGGGGUUCUGGUGGAGGAUUGGCACAGCCGCAAGAAGUCCCUGCGGCACAGGGUCAAGCCCGUGCAGAGGCCCCUCCCGCCCCUCCCACAGGCCCCGAAGUCGCGUGGCUGUCAGGAGGGGUGUCAGGGCUAGGGCACGGAAGAGCUCCUGGGGCUGGGAGCCCCGGAGGAGCCGCGGAGCCAGCGUCUGUGGGGCUCCGUCCACGGGGCCGGAAGGAGUCCAGUGGAGGCUGCGUCUCCUGCAGACAUUUUGCACAUUGUGGCUACUACGGGCACGGCCGGCUUCCCCUCAGCCCUCCCAACAUGGCUCCACAUCCUUCCCCCAGGUCCCCAGCUCUCGGGGGUCACUGUCCCGCCCUGUGCUGGGCCCUCCCUGCCUCCCUUGGCCCUACGUCCUCGCCCCAACCCCGUCUGUAGCUGUGCCUGGUCAGUCUCCUGUUCUUUAGAACGGUCCUGGUUCUUCCAGGCACUGGGGCAUGCUUCUCGUUUUCACUGGUACACAAUAAAAAUGCCAGGGGCCC